CUCUAUCAUCUCACCUUCCGCCAUCGCCCAACUUACCCGCCUGCACCAUCGACCAUUUUGUUUGCUUGGCGGGACCCACCCACCAUAUCUCAUCCCUUCCAUCCAUACCUCCAGCUCACCUUCUGGUUCUGGAUAAGCUCCCUCCAUUUCCCAACCAUUUUCGAAACAUACAACAAAGGCGUCUGCUUUGGGCAAAAUGUUAACUUUUUAAAAAAGUCCCAAAACACCCAAACCUCUAAAAUAUCUCUUCUCCAAAAUCCCAGGCCCAGCCAAGAUGCUUUUCUGAGAAAAUAUCCUAAUUCUCUUUCUCACUAACGCGGAGCGACACAUCAAUGGCGGCUUUGACUGCAUGUUCACACGGAAUUGUGUACACUGGGGAAUUUCACAACAGGGGCCAACACCAGCAACAGGCGGGUAGCAGCGGCGGGUUCUUCUCUUUGAACAACUCCCCUUCUUCUUCUUCUGCUUCUGGGUUUCCUCUGUUUGACGGGAGAAGGAACAGAGAGUGUUCAGGGAAGAAGAUUUCAAGGAAGAGGGAUUUGAGAGCCGACGGUUUCUGGCCGGAUUUAAGGUCGAGACCCACUUCCGUUGAGAUGGAGCCCAUCACAGAUUCAGAGCAGCUUGAUCAGAUCCUGCUCCAUGCCCAGGAGCUCGCUCAACCGGUCGUCAUUGAUUGGAUGGCAUCUUGGUGCCGGAAGUGCAUAUAUCUGAAACCUAAGCUGGAGAAAUUAGCCGCUGAAUUUGACACAAAAGCGAAGUUUUACUGCGUGGAUGUGAACAAGGUCCCUCAGACUCUAGUGAAGCGCGGGAACAUAUCCAAAAUGCCUACAAUUCAGGUAUGGAAGGACGGGGAGAUGAAGGAGGAGGUGAUCGGAGGACAUAAAGGGUGGCUGGUGGUUGAGGAAGUUCAGGCUAUGGUCCAUAAGUUCCUGUGUUAAGGAUGAUCUCUCUGCCUGCCGAAGGAAUAACGCCAUACCGUAUAUGUGUUUGUUCUCUCUGUAUCUACGGGGAAAUCUCAGUUGAAUGCAGGGAUUUCACAAAGGGAUACAUUCAGUAUUUUUGUGUAAGUAGUAGUAUUGUAGCAGCAGGGUUUCCUCCUGUCCAUUACUAUACUAUUCAUAUAUCUGUUAAGUAUACGAAUAUGCCAUGGAUUUCAACUCAAGCAAGAAGCACAUUGAUAGAUAUCAGUAUUGGAGGAUAAAAUUUGACAAGAUCGAAUUUAUGAACAACAAGUCUCUUCGGUAGAGUGGUUGAGGCGCGUUGAGGGACUACCUGAUGCUGAGGGAGUUUCUUCUUUGGAGUGACUUACGCCCUCAACAGGAAGAAGAGUGUCCACAUUUAGAGUUGGGGUAGCAUCUGAAGCAUCUCUUUACAGCAAAUUCCUAUCAGAAGGAACCUGCAAGUUCCAAGAUGAAACGACGAUCAGUUCCAAGAUGAAGGAACCUGAAAGAUAAUCUUGUAAAUGAACUAACCCCUGCUAGCGUUUUCUUUGCCUUCUGUGCUUUCAUGAGCAUGAGAAACCCAGAAAAUGAGAAAGUAAGCACCGAGCUUGGCAAGUUCCGGAACCAUCUCAGCUGGACCCAAGUAGGAAUGGAGGAUGAUGCCAGCUAGAGGUGGUAAUUGGAUUGGAUUGGUGGAUUGGAUUGGUGGAUCAAUGGAUCAAAUGGAUUGAAUCCAAUGAAUUGGUAAAUUUAUGGAUUGGAUCAAGUAAAUUGGUGGAUUAUCUAUUAAUCCAAAUGACAUCCUCAACCAAGGACCAAUAUGUAAAAUGUGAAAAGUUUAGGUAUUAAAAUGUCAUAAUGAAAAAUUUUAGGUACCAAAACGUGAUUUUCAACGAUAUUUUUUCGUAUAAAAAUCAAAUUUUAGGUACCAAAAUGUAAAAAAUAAAAAUUAUAAAUACUAAACCGUAAUUUGCCAAUGAUCCAUGAAUCAACCAAUCCUAGGAUUGCCCAAAAGGAAAUUUAUGAGCAAAGGAAAUUUAACUUCCUCAAUAAAAUGGAUUAUACCAUCAAAACCGAAGAAAGAGAUAUUCAUAUUUUCAAUGAUUAUGAAACCAUCAAACUUUUGUCUCAAAAUUCUAUUCAACAACACAAAAAGAAGUACAACUAUAUCCAUAUUGGGUUAGUUCAAGUAGGGAUUAAGCCUCUAUCCAAAGAAGGCCUUAAUAUUGCUAUUUUAAUGGUUUUACGAGAUUGUCGGUUUCUUGAGUUUAACGACUCUUUACUUGAAACUGUUGAAUCAAGUCUUUGUAAUGGCCCAAUUUACUUCAAUUGUUUUCCAAACUUUACUGUCUCUCUUCAUGACAAAAAUAUUUUAGAUGUUUUAACCCUACAAAUAAAAACUUUCAACUAUAAAAUCCAACAAGGAUCUUUACCUAUCUCUUUGGUUUACCGCUUACACUAUAAAGCUAUGAAAUAUGCUUUCUCUUCUAAAGCUCUUCAAUAUGGUACAAAAGGAGAAACUAUACUUUUGCAAACUGAUUUAACUCGUACUAACACUGUUACUCCCUAAACUAUCAAAUGGGAAGAAGUUACUCUUCCUACAGAAUGGACACUUGAAGGAGCUACCAUUCCCAGAAGCAUCGACCAUCGUCAGGUUAAUCAAAUUACUCAACAUCUUGAUGGUACUGUUAACAUCUCUUUUGCUAGGAACUCCAUCUCUAGCAUUUCUGAUAUAUACCCUGAAUUGACAGAAGAUGCUCGACAUCGCAUCAACACUUUUCUUAGAAGCCAAUCUUGUAGAAAUCUUUCUCCCAUACCUACACCCACUCGACAUACCUCCUCUACACUCAACUAUGAUCUACGAGGAAUUAACAACUCCAACAACAUACCUCAGCAGUUUAUACUCCACCACCUCUCACAACUCUUUUUCCAAAUAUAAAUACCUCAAGAACACCAAAUAUGUCUCCUACUGCUUCACAAGCUGCAUUUCCUGAAGAAGAAAUCCCUUAUGCUCUUGAUGUCAUUACACAAGAGUUCAAAAUCAACAAAGAAUUUCUUCGCCAUGAUUUCUAUUCCCAACGAAACUGUUUUAAACGCGAGCAAUUUUUUACUGAUUACUCUAAGAAGAACGUGUACUUAUACAAAAUUCUAUGAUUAUCUCAAUAAUAUACGAGAACACCGUUCUUUCUUUAAUUGGUUCGAACAAGUCUUUUCUCAAUCUUCGAUAAAUGUUCAAACCAAGCCUACGACUUGGUUAGCUACUAAUAACUCUAAGAUCCAAUCUAUUCACCCCCCUAAUGCUCCUGUUAAUUUUUUUUUAUUAUGGAACAGCAGUUCAAGACUCUCCUUUUAAAUUAAAACGAGAAAAUAGUGCCAUGUCAAAGGAGAAGAUAUUCGACGUCUGAUUGAACAAAACAAUUAUACAAACCGAUUUCUUCAGACCUUAGGAGAUCAACUUACUAAUGUUGAAAUCAGUUUACCUCUGUCUUUUGCGUCUACUUCAACUACUCCUAUUCCUCUUUCCAACAAACUUAAUUCCCCCAUUUUCAAACCUUUUGAAGUUUCUAACGAAUCUAGUCUUGAAUUUAAGCUUGAAAUAGAAAAACGUCUUAAACAACUUUCUACACAGCUAUCCACUUCUAAGACUUCUUAUAUUUCUGACUCAAAAUCCACGAGCAACAAGGAUCAAAUCGUCGAUGACUCAGCCGAAGUAAUUCAAGACCUAGAAGGUCAUAUUGAAACAGAAAUCAAUCGUCUCCGAUGGAACCAAUCCUCUACAUCUAAGAUGUAUUACCCACGUCCCACGACACCUGAUUUAGCUCUCGAAGAGAAACCCACCAUUAUCCAAAAUAAAUACAACUCCAAUUCUAUUUAUGAAUGGAAUCUUGAUGGAUUUUCAGAAUAUCAAAUUUUGAACCUGCUUCAACAAAUGACCAUGGUAGCUAAUGCUUACAAAACUCAAAAUCAAACUUCUGAUUACGCUAUAGCUGAACUACUUAUAGCCGGCUUUGGUGGUCAAUUAAAGGGUUGGUGGGAUAAUAUCUUAACCACGGAAGACCAGAGAACUAUUUUUACAGCUGUUAAAUGUGAUUCUUCUGGAACUCCUAUUUUAGACUCCAAUAAUCAAUCUUCUCAAGAUGCAGUUGCAUCCCCGAUUUUUGCCAUUUCAAAACAUUUUAUUGGAGAUCCUUCACAUCUUAAAGAUAAAAAUGCCGAACUACUUUCUAAUCUUCGUUGUAAAAAGUUUCAUGACUUCCGAUGGUACAAAGAUACCUUUUUUAACUAGGGUUAUGCAAAGAGAAGAUGGAAAUCAACCAUUUUGGAGAGAAAAGUUUUUAGCCGGUUUAUCCCGUCUCUUAGGAGAUAAAAUCCGAAACAAAAUCCAAGACACUUUUAAUGGUCAAAUUCCUUAUGAGCAACUUACUUACGGAGAACUUAUUAGCUUUAUACAAAAAGAAGGAUUACAAAUUUGCCAUGAUUUAAAACUUCAAAAACAAAUCAAACGCAAACAAACUAACUCGAAAAGAACUAGGAUCUUUUUGUGCUCAGUUUGAUGAAUCUUAUUCAAAAAUUUCUUCCAAAUCUAACGGUGAGGAUUGUAGCACCAAACCUCAUAAAAAACAUCGCGAUCGUCCCUGUCGAUCUUUUAAAAGCACGAAUCAAAAAUCUCAUUUCUCUAGGAAUCCCCUCACAGAUAAGGGACCACGAUCUAACAUUGAAAAUAAAAACAUUACUUGUUUUCGUUGUGGAAAAACAGGUCAUAUUUCCAAAUAUUGUUGUAUAAAAAAGAAGCUCAAUGAGCUUAAUCUUGAUGAAGAGAUUCAUGACAAAAUCAAUGAUCUUUUUCUCCAACACUUGUAACACCCCGAAUUUUUUGUUAUGGUUCGACCAGAAUACGUGAUAGCUUGGAUUGACAGUUGCGUACUAAAAGUUGCAAUCGCGGAUUGGUAGUAAUAAUAAUAAUUAUUAUUAUUAUUACUAUUUUAUUAUUAAAAAAAAUAUUUAUAUAAUCCGACCUGGGGGCCGAGCGGCCUCCCAAUUAAACACCGGCAAUUUUUAUUAUUAUUCUCAGCUGACCUCUUUGCUUCUCUUCCCCAAGCAAAGGAAAUUAAAGCCGCCCUCUUACAAUUCCCCAAACCCUCGGCCUCUCUUGCAACUUCCCAAACCCGACCCUCUCCAUUCCAUUCGAAGCCCCAAGCAAUAAACCCACCCCCAAUUAUUUGUUCACCAGCAGCCGAGUCUCAAAACCCGCCCCCAAUUCUUUCUUUUCUUUCUUUUAUUUGUUCACCGCUGCCAAUCCCCAGCCCCGCGCGGGCGAGAAGUGAAGAAGAAGGAAUUGGUUCCGGCACCCGAUCCUCAUCCCAAUCCCGAUCCUGAUCCCAUCCCUUUCGUAUUUCUAGGUAAGGAUCACGAACCCCUUCGCGAUUUCUAAACUCGAUUUAUCGAUAGUCUAAUCCGAAGCUCGUUCUUUUUAACGGUGACGUUGAGGGUUCGAUCAACGAGGAGAUCAACGUCCCGGGUCAUCCAACCUAGGCCUAGGCACGUUCUAGAGGUAAGGGAACUCGAUCCCUUUGAGUUAAAUCGAUCGAUUUGGUGAUUUUUCGUGAGGGUGCAAUUCUAGGGUUUUAGCAACAGACGUUCAGGCUUUUAGUGACAGAAUAUGGGUGGUCACUAAAGCUGCUGGAAAUUUCCAUAAACUUGUUUUAGAUGGUUUAAAUUGUUUCGAGUUUGUACGGGGUUUCUUUCUUGAGUUUAAAAUUUUUAUAAAUUGAGGCGGGUCUAGGAGAUGGCUGUAAUUUAAUUUGGGGAUUUUUGAAGAUGCGUUUUUAAUUUUAGAAAUUGUUCGAACAUUCAUUUUAAUAAAAUAAAAUAUUUCCGAGGAUUUUAUAAGGGUUUGAUAAUUUUCCAGGGUAUAAGUACUCAUGAUUGAUGUAGUAAAAUUAUUAUCCGAAUUUUUAAGAAGGUUCAAGUUAGGUGGAAAAUUCGUCCAAGACUAAAAUAAUUAGGUAAAGUGGUCGGUUUUGAAGGGAUUGUUUUUAGAAAAUUUUUAAAGGAGGUUAAGGGACCUUGGGAGCGAGUCUCGAGGGCAGAUAUCUAGGAGAGGAUGUUCUAGUGACCCAAAAGGGAAUUCUAAAUCGAGAAAGGUCGACUAAGGAGAUGACUUUCUUAUUAAUAGGUUCACCGAGAUAUUUCGGCUAGGAGGGUUUUCUUCGAUUAAAGAAUCGAGGAGUCAGCUUUACAAGGUGAGUGUAAAGGGGGUAAAUUCUACGCCUUACGUAAUCUUUCAAGAAUUGCAAGCCUUAAGUAUUUUGAUAUUGAAGUGAUUGUCGUUGUUUUUUUGUGUUUAUGGUUGAUGGUAUGUGAUUUUGUUUGAGCUAUGGUUGAUGUGAAUGUGCAUGAGUUCUUAGUUAAUUUAAAGCUUCCCGUCUAUAAGUUAUUGUUAUAGUUAAGAAACAAGUUCUUUUCAAAGAAGUAGCUCACCUUCAAGAAGGUGAAGUCGUUUUAAGUGUAUUUAGUCACUAGCGCAAGUCCGUUGCUUUUUGAGACAUUUUGAGAUAGAGCAGCAGUUAUGCUCUUGAGACUUUGAAGAUGAGAAGCAGUUCUGCUCUUGAGAAUCGUGGUGAAGAGCCACCACGAUAAGUUUAAGAUGUUAGGGGGAUGAAUCAUUACGACUUCCCUAACUAAGUUUAAGUUUAAGGAAAGCCUGAAUGGCUUCUCAUACGUAUGAGUUGGCAACCGGACUAGCUAGUGAGGGAUCCCAGUGUCAGUCAAAAUUUUUAAGUUGAGAUUUGAGUUUUAAGAGUAAAAUCUUAGAGGAUGGAAGUAUCAUCCACCAAUUUGAGUUAAGUUCUUACGUAAGAAAUAUCAGAGAUUUCAAUCGUAAGGGAGUAGACUGACCUCAACUCACUCACCGGAUCGUAGAGGAGGAAAUCCUAACCAGCCAGUCCAUGAUCAGCAAGCUAGAGGAGCUCAACACCACCGUCGCUGAGAGAUGUUGAGCCAGGUGUCAGAGUAAGCAUCGAAGAACUUUUCAAGUUAUUAAGACUUUAUGGUUAAAAAUUAAAGACUGGAGAUUCAUUUCUUUUGGAUGAUUUAAGUUUUGCCCACGUGUUUAGGGCUUCAAAUUGAGAUAUUAAGAUAUUUGAGUUUGAUAUUUUAUUUAAACUUGUGUUAUUGAGAUUUUUAAUUAUACCCCAGGGUAGAAAUGUCUUUUUCCAAAUUCAAAGAGGUGGGAUGUUUCAUUUUGGUAUCAGAGUCUGGUUCUUCCUCUGUUUCUUGGUUCCCAAGAAAUAUUGGAAUGUCGAUCUCAGUUUUAAAGGUUUUGUUUUAAAGAUUUCAAGUCAAAGUUUGGCCAAACAAGUCAAGGAUUUCUUUUAAUAAUUUAGAAUCUCCAGUCUACUCUAAACCAUAUCAAGGGAGAAAUAACUGAGAUCUAACGAAACCCUGUGCGUCUACAGUGCAAGUGUUGGCCCACACCCCACACCACCGGUGCCAUUACCAGAGAGGCGUCCACCAGACUACGUAAGGUUCCGGAAGAGAAAGGUUGAAGAUUUUAAGGGGGGGGGGGGGGGGGGGGCGUUCAACAGACCCCAUGGAAGUAGAGCAGUGGCUAGCUAAGGUCACUCGUACGCUGGUCGAGAUGAGAGCUGAUGAUGAGGACAGAGUACUACUGACAGUGUCCUUGCUGGAGGACGCUGCAUACAAUUGGUGGAGUACCCAGCCAGCUAGUCGAGAGGAUCCACUGGCCAUCACUUGGCCAGAGUUCGUGCAGUUGUUCAAAGACCACUUCAUACCGGAGGCUUACCGGAUCGGGAGGCAGAGGAAAGCAUGACUGAGUACACGGCCAGGUUUGACAAGCUACUUACCUAUGGAGGGCCUCAAUUUCAGGAUGUAGCAGCUCAACGCACCCAUUACCUGGACUCCUGGAGAGCUUGAAGCCUGUUUUUCGGCGUCAGCUGGGUAUACUAAAUUGGAACAACAGGUAAGAGAUUUAUCAGGCUGCUCUUCGAUUGGAGAGGGCGGAUACAGCUCUGUAUGAGAAGGGGAUGCAGCGAGAAGGGAACAAGAGAAAGGCUGCUAGCCUGUCUGAGGGGCCAGGAAAGCCGAGUCAGUAGAGAAGGAAACCAUCCUAGAGCUACUAUGGGGCCACCCAGAGUCAGGUCGGCUCAACCAGAUCAGGGCCGACCUACAUUCCUCGGGACCCAUGUAACCAGUGUGGGAGAACUCACCUAGGAGAGUGUAAGGUGCAUCUGGGAGGCAUCUGCUAUCACUGCAACGAGCCGGGUCACUAUGCCAGAGAUUGCCCUAGGAGAGGAGGACAGGGGAGAGCCCAGUCCGAACAAUCAGUCCGGGGCGGAGGAGGAAGAACUCAGACCGGACAGCAGUUCGACAACCAGCCAAACCGGUCUUAUCACCAGUAGGGGGAAAUGCAGGGCGGUUCAACCGCAAUGAGCGAGAUCGAGGGAAAGGAUCUCAAGCAUCGGGGCAACCAAGACGGUUUUCCAUAAGGAGAGAAGAAGUUGACGCUGCACCUGAGGUGGUGACUGGUAUGAUCUCACUUUACCACCAGCCCGCUUUUGUAUUAUUUGAUUCCGGUUCCACGCACUCUUUCAUUUCUACCAAGCUUGCUAGAACCUUAGAGAUCCCAUUUGUGAGGUUAGGGCAGAAUUUAGGGGUCAGGACCCCAGUGGGGGAUACCCUUAUAGUGGACUCGGUCAUUCGUGAUUGUCUUAUCACCGUGGCGGGGCACGAAUUUGAGGCGAACCUAAUUCUACUACCCUUCGACGAGUUCGAUGUUAUCUUGGGUAUGGAUUGGUUGUCAAAGAAAAGAGCGAAGGUGGACUGCUACAAGAAGGAGGUUAGCCUGGAGGUGGAAGGAAAGGGCACUGCUUUGUUCAAAGGGACUAAGAAGCUUAUUCGUGGGUGCUUAAUCUCCGCGGUUAAGGCAUUCUCAUUAAUUCAAUAAGGAUGUGAAGCAUAUUUAGAUCAUGUUAAGGAGGUGCAAGAGAAGAAGAUAGAAGACGUACCUGUCGUCAGGGAAUACCCCGAGGUAUUUCCCGAAGAUCUUCCUGGGCUACCGCCGCAGCGAGAGGUGGAAUUCGAUAUUGAAGUAAUUCCUGGCACGACACCGAUAUCUAUUCCUCCUUACCGUAUGGCACCAGUAGAGUUAAAGGAGUUGAAGGAGCAGUUGCAGGAGCUGUUGGAGAAGGGGUUCAUACGCCCUAGGGUAUCACCAUGGGGAGCACCAGUGUUAUUCGUGAAGAAGAAGGAUGGCAGUAUGAGACUGUGCAUUGACUAUAGGAAGUUUAACAAAGCUACCAUCAAGAACCGCUAUCCUUUGCCAAGGAUAGAUGAUCUCUUCGACCAACUACAAGGAGCAACGGUGUUCUCGAAGAUCGAUCUACGGUCAGGGUAUCAUCAGUUGAGAGUGGCAGAUGGUUCAGUACCCAAGACAGCUUUUCGCACUAGGUACGGCCACUACGAAUUCUUGGUCAUGCCGUUCGGACUGACCAAUGCACCGGCAGCUUUUAUGGCACUAAUGAACCUGGUCCUUCAUGAGUACUUGGACAAGUUUGUCAUUGUCUUCAUAGAUGACAUACUCAUCUACUCGAGAAGUAAGGAGGAGCACGAAGAACACCUUAGAGUGGUUUUGCAGAAAUUGAAAGAGGAGAAGCUAUACGCCAAGUUCUCGAAGUGUGACUUUUGGUUGGAGGAGGUCUUGUUCUUGGGUCACAUGAUUUUGGGACGGGGAGUUGAAGUGGAUCCCAAGAAGAUUGAAGUGGUAACAAACUGGGUUCCACCAAAGAAUGUUUCCGAAGUGCGGAGUUUUCUGGGUUUAGCUGGGUACUACCGGAGGUUUGUGGAAGGGUUCUCCAGCAUUGCACGACCCAUGACACAGCUAUUGCGGAAGGGGAAGGCAUUUUUUUGGGACGAGAAGUGUCAAACGGCGUUUGAGUUGCUGAAGGAGACGCUGACCUCUGCACCAGUGUUGGCUAUACCGACCAGCGGUGGGGAGUAUUCCAUCUAUAGCGAUGCUUCCUACCAAGGCUUGGGUUGUGUUCUGAUGCAGGAUAAGAAGGUGAUCGCCUAUGCCUCGAGGCAGCUACGACCCCAUGAGGUGAAUUACCCCACCCAUGACCUGGAGUUGGCCGCAGUGGUCUUUGCCUUGAAGUUAUGGAGACACUAUCUCUACGGCGAGACGUUCACCAUCUUCACGGAUCACAAGAGCCUCCAACACUUGACUGAUCAGAAUGAGUUGAACAUGAGGCAGAGAAGGUGGAUGGAGCUAUUGAGCGAUUAUGACUGCACCAUUAAGUACCAUCCGGGAAAGGCAAAUGUGGUGGCUGACGCCUUGAGCAGGAAGAGGGAGAGCCCUUUACCGGAGUUGGUCUCUUUGAGGGCCAUGAACGUGGAAUUGGAGCUAGAGGAGUUAACAAAGUUGCUAGCAACUUUGAAAAUUCGUCCUAUGCUGCAGGGACGAAUCAAGGAGAAGCAGAGUGAAGAUUUGGAAUUAGAGAAGUACAAGACGCAGGUGUUAGAAGGGAAGGACACCCAAUUUGGACUAGUAGAUGGGGUACUGAUGUAUCAAGGAAGGCUGUGUGUCCCAGAUGUUGACAAGCUAAGGAAGGAUAUUCUGGACGAGGCUCACUCUGCAACCUAUGCAAUGCACCCUGGGGCUACUAAGAUGUAUCGUACCCUCAAGGAGCAUUUCUGGUGGCCAGGAUUGAAGAAGGAGGUAGCUACACAUGUCUAUCAAUGCUUGGAGUGUCAAAUGAUCAAGGCUGAACAUCAAGCUCCAGUGAUUGAGCACCUACCGUUGGAGAUUCCGCAGUGGACUUGGGAGAAGAUCACCAUGGAUUUUGUGUAUGGUUUACGGAGGACCCCAAGGGGAAAUGAUGGAGUAUGGGUGAUUGUGGAUCGCUUCUCGAAGGUGGCUCAUUUUAUACCCAUCAAGUUCAAGCCAGGGCUGGAGGAGCUGGCUAGGCUGUAUGUGAAGGAGAUAGUGAGAUUGCAUGGAGUUCCACUUAGUAUCGUGUCUGAUCGCGACCCUGGCUUCACGGCAAGGUGGGUCUUCAAAAGGCAAUGGGCACUAAAGUUCACUUCUCUACCGCAUAUCACCCUCAUACGGAUGGGCAGUCAGAGAGGAUGAUUCAGACACUGGAAGACCUGUUGAGGGAGUGUGUCUUGACCAUGGAAGGAGCUUGGGACGAGCAUUUACCUUUAAUGGAGUUUGCUUACAAUAACUAGUAUCACAGCUCGAUACAAGCAGACACGAAGACAUCCAGUUGGAAGAUGAUUUGGAGUAUGUGAUCAGACACGAGGACAUCCAGUUGGAAGAUGAUUUGAACUAUGAGGAGGUUCCAAUCCAGAUUGUGGAUAGGUAGGAAAAGGAGUUGAGGAGGAAGAAGAUUGCCAUGGUAAAGGUGUUAUGGAGAAACCAGGGCAGCGAGGCUGCGACUUGGGAGACAGAGAGUAGCAUGAGAGAGAAUACCCAGAGUUGUUUUUUGGUGUUUAGAUCGUUAGUGGGUGAAAUUCUGUGUACUCUCACUUUUAGUACUCUUUUUAGUUCCCAUUUCUCGCUUUUUUUCAAUAAUAAGAUCUGGCGGUUCAGGCCGGUUUCACGAUAGCUACCAACGCAGUUCAACCUACAAUUUUGAGGUCGAAAUUUCUUAAGGGAGAGGGAAAUGUUAUAUCCCAACUAACAUCGUUCCUUCGAAUACAACGUUAAAUCGUUCAAGCGAUUGCUCUACCGUUCAAAUUUCGGGGACGAAAUUUUUAUAAGGGUGGAGGAAAUGUAACACCCUGAAUUUUGGGUUAUGGUUCGACCAAAAUACGUGAUAGCUUGGAUUGACAGUUGCGUACUAAAAGUUGCAAUCGCGGAUUGGUAGUAAUAAUAAUAAUUAUUAUUAUUUUAUUAUUAAAAAAAUAUUUGUAUAAUCCGACCUGGGGGACGAGCGGACUCCCAAUUAAACACCGCCAAUUUUUUUUAUUAUUCCCAGCCGACCACUUUGCUUCUCUUCCUAAGCAAAGAAAAUUAAAGCCGCCCUCUUACAAUUCCCCAAACCCUCGGCCUCUCUUGCAACUUCCCAAACCCGACCCUCUCCAUUCCAUUCGUAUCCCCAAGCAAUAAACCCACCCCCAAUUAUUUGUUCAGCAGCAGCCGAGUCUCAAAACCCGCCCCCAAUUCUUUCUUUUCUUUCUUUUAUUUGUUCAGCGCCGCCAAUCCCCAGCCCCGCGCGGGCGAGAGGAGAAAAAGAAGGAGUUGGUUCCGGCCCCCGAUCCCAAUCCCAAUCCCGAUCCUGGUUCCAUCCCUUUCGUGUUUCUAGGUAAAGAUCACGAACCCCUUCGCGAUUUCUAAACUCGAUUUAUCGAUAGUCUAAUCCGAAGCUCGUUCUUUUUAGCGGUGACGUUGAGGGUUCGAUCAACGAGGAGAUCAACGUCCCGGGUCAUCCAACCUAGGCCUAGGCACGUUCUAGAGGUAAGGGAACUCGAUCCCUUUGAGUUAGAUCGAUCGAUUUGAUGAUUUUCGUGAGGGUGCAAUUCUGGGGUUUUAGCAACAGACGUUCAGGCUUUUAGUGACAGAAUUUGGGUGGUCACUAAAGCUGCUGGAAAUUUCCAUAAACUUGUUUUAGAUGGUUUAAAUUGUUUCGAGUCUUUACAGGGUUUCUUUCUUGAGUUUAAAUUUUUUAUAAAUUGAGGUGGGUCUAGGAGAUGGCUGUAAUUUAUUGGGGAUUUUUGAAGAUGCAUUUUUAAUUUUAGAAAUUGUUCGAACAUUCAUUUUAAUAAAAUAAAAUAUUUCCGAGGAUUUUAUAAGGGUUUGAUAAUUUUCCAGGGUAUAAGUACUCAUGAUUGAUGUAGUAAAAUUAUUAUCCGAAUUUUUAAGAAGGUUCAAGUUAGGUGGAAAAUUCGUCCAAGACUAAAAUAAUUAGGUAAAGUGGUCGGUUUUGAAGGGAUUGUUUUUAGAAAAUUUUUAAAGGGGGUUAAGGGACCUUGGGAGUGAGUCUCGAAGGCUGGAUGUCGAGAAGAGGAUGUUCUAGUGACGCAAAAGGGAAUUCUAAAUCGAGAAAGGUCGACUAAGGAGAUGGCUUUCUUAUUAAUAGGUAACCGAGAUAUUUCGGCUAGGCGGGUUUUCUUCGAGUAAAGAAUCGAGGAGUCAGCUUUACAAGGUUAGUGUAAAGGGGGUAAAUUCUACGCCUCACGUGUUCUUUCAAGAAUUGCAAGCCUUAAGUAUUUUGACAUUGAAGUGAUUGUCGUUGUUUGUUUGUGUUUAUGGUUGAUGGUAUGUGAUUGGAUUAGUUGGAUAUUUUUAGUGGAUUGAUGUAGUGGAUUGGAUUGCGAAUUGUCACCUCUAAUGCCAGCAGAAAAAGGCACCAACGCUUCUGGUAGAUAUUAUUUCUUCUAUUAAAUGGGAAUUCUAUAGUACAGUGUCUGUACUAAUACAGUCACUUUUCUAUCGAUUAUAGCCGGUCUUUGGCUUCCCUUCCGGCCAAGUGAUACGGAAACGAACAAAAAAAAUAUUUUCACUUUUCUUUAGAUAAUAAUCAUGUUAAAUUCAUGUUUGUUUACUUUUCUUCCAUUAUUUUUUCUCAAUUUAGACCCCAUAAAAAUUCAUAUUUUGGUUAGAAACCGAAAAGUUAAAUAUGAGUUAUUUUUAAAAUAUUUUUACCAUGUAAUAAAAAUUUUAAGUUUAUAUUAUCAAUAGCAUAGCUAAAAAUUUAAACGUAAGCUAAAAAAUAUAAAUUAACAUAUUUGGACCGUGUUAACUUGGAGAAGCGGUAAUAUUUUACUAAUUACUCUAUUUCUCUAAAAUUUUAUAAAUUUUACAUGUACUUUUACUUACACUUAUAACUAGAGGUGGACUCGUAACGUGGGUGUUAAUCCACAGUUUGACAUCGAUCCACCCGAAAAUAAUCAGAACAAAUGAUAUCAGAACAAAUUAUAAUAUUAAUUGUAGUAACAUUAUUUUGAGUAAAAUAUCUUUUAUUGUGAAAUUAUGUAGUAUAAGUUGUAAAAUAUCUUUUCACAUGAGUGUUGGGGUUAUAAGUAGGGAUGGGAUAUUGGCGGGUUGGAUGAGUUUUGUCUCAACCCGCUUACUAAGUUAUUAUCGAGUUGGUAUAAUUAUGACCUACUAUCUAUCUAAAUUUGUAUUCGGGUACGGUGGGGUGGCAGAUAGGUGCGGUUGAGUUGUGGGUUAACUUGCAAAAGGAAGAUUUCAACUACCAAUUAAUCAAGUAAAUUAAUAUUUAUAGUAAAUUCCUCGCAAAUCAUAAGAUAGCAACAAUCUAGACACUUUUCGUUUUUUUCCACUGAAUCUAUGUAGCAUUCGCAAUAAAUUUUUCAUUACUUCAUCAACCAAUUGUGCAGGGAAAGCUGACACAUUUUUCAUCUUUGUACAAUGAAUAGUUUAUAAUUUGCAUUACAAUAUCUAAUGGACAUUACACAACAUACUCACAAAUAAUAGUAGUCCAAAAUAUUCUUUAUUCUCACUUUAGAAGUAGAUUGUCAGUGUCAAGGUUGAAGAAGACACUAAGCGUAAAAUAGACGUUGGGCUCCUGACUUGAGCCUAGUUUGAUUAAGCGUCGGCUAGGCGUACUUAGGCAUUCGAAGCAAAAAUGGAAAAAAUUCUCAUAAUUUUCAGUUUUCUAGAGUAAUUUCAUAUGAUCAUAAGUUUAUAGAAAAUUAAAAACACAUAAGUCUUAACACAACAAGCAAAUAGUGAGCAUUUGUCUUUUUCCUAGACUCCUAGUUCAUAGAGAGUAGAAACAAUAAAUUGCACCGCACUCUCAUAACAAGUUAAUAACUUAAUAAUUUAAUAUAUAAUUACUUAUACACUUAUAUACAGUUGCGGUUGAACUUGCUUAUUGUUUAGGAAUUAAGAUACAGAGCACAAGACUAAUAUUGACUAAUUGUAAUUAUGUGAUAUUUAUAUUGGUUAACAAAACUAAUAUUGACAUUUGAAAAUACCUGAACAAGAUUCAGCGGACCAUCUACAAUGUGCGUAGGAGGGUAAGGUGGGAAAAGAGGGAAAAUAGAGGUUUUGGUCGCAAUGUAUAGGAUGGGAAAAGUGGGUCAUUGGUUUAGUAUUUUUUUGUUAAAAUCAAUAUAUAGUUAAUUUUGUUACUUUAUUUUUAUAUAAUUAUCAUUAUUUUUACGUAGUUAGUGGUGAUUAAUUAUUGCGAACAUUUCGAUAUUUUUUUUAAUUUAUACAUAAUUUUUUUCAUCACAAAUUAAAUAUAAUGUCAUUGUUUCUAUUCGUUGCGAAUAAAAUCAAUCAAAACACCUCACAAUAAAAGGAAACCAUUAAAAAAAAUAACUUAGAAAAAAAACAACAAAAAAAUUAAAAGUAAAUUAUGUGCGUGCCCGACAAUGGGCCCCUCCCUUCCCCCACCAUUUGUCCUCUAGUGGUGGAUAUUCCCACCCACAUUUCCCAUUUUUUUCCUUUUCCCCCACACUAUGAGAACAAUUUCCACUUUUCCCAUUGAGACCAUCCACAAUGUGAGUGGAAGGGAAAAGUGGGAAAAUAGGGAAAAUGGUGAAAAAGGGAUGUUUUGGUCACAAUGUGGAGGGUGGGAAAAGUGGGUAAUUGGUUUAACACUUUGUUGUUAAAAUUAAUCUACAGUUGAUUUCCUUACUUUAUUUUUAUAUAAUAAUCAUUAUUUUUACGUAGUUAGUGAUAAUUAAUUAAUACGAACAUUUCGAUAUAAUUUUUUUUGUAAUUUGGACAUAAUUUUUUUCAUCACUAAUUAAAUAUAACGUCAUUAUUUUUGUCAGUUGUAGAUAAAACCAAUCAAAAUACCUCACAAUAAAAGAAAACCAUUAAAACAAAAAAAUUAGAACAAAAAAAUAAUAAACAAAUUAUAUGCGGGCCCGGCAGUGGGCCCCUCCUCCAGCCCUUGCAUCCACCAUUUGUUUGCUAGUGUGUGAGUAUUCCCACCCAAUUUUCCCCUUUCUCCAUCUUUUACACUUUUCACACCCACAUUGUGAGUUAUUUUCCCACUUUCCUCCAUAAACCCACCUACAUUGUGGAGAGUCUUAGCAUCUAAAGUGCCACCAACACCUAAAAAUUUUAUAUUAUAAAAUUGAAAAAUUCUUUUAGCGGAGCUCAAUAUCUCGUGAGAAAUAAGAGAAAGAGAUAAGAGAUAUGUGCAAAAGAAAAGUGUGGAUAAAAGUAGUCUUCUAGUGCUCUGAUACCAAACAUUAAUUGCAAACAUUAAUUACCUUAUUAAAAUUUAAUGAUUUAGUAAUCUUUGUUUUCUUUUAUUUAGGCUGGUUAUUAUAUCAGUAAUUAAUUCUGUUUUAGAGAUAACUUCUUCUAAUGUUUCUGUGGUUCCAAUACUCAUUUGCUCCUCUACAAUUUUUGAGGCAGAGUAAGUUAGUUCAUGUGUGACUGCACUGAUAUCAUUUAUUGAGGUGAGAUUUAUAGCAUAUAUUCCUUCAAUUAAUUUGUUUAUAUGAUAAGCAGUAGGCAUAUUUAUUUUAUAGAUACUAAUAUAUCUAUGUAUAACAUUGAUUGAUUGAAUUAUUUAUUCUUCCUCCCACUGCAAAGGAGAAGUUGUUCCAGUGCUGUACUCUUUUCAUGCUUUCUGCUUAAGCUGAUUGAUGAGGGUUUUUAUAAAUCUUUCCAUUCUCGAGUUAGUGUGUCGGUGAACGGAUUGUUGUUUGACUUGAUAUACUUCAGGUAAGGAUUGUAAUAAUCGAGUUGUUGUUGCCACCUGAUUAAUCUCCCUUUGUUGAAAUUUGCUUGAAACUUGUACCUCCAAAAACCUGUUACAUAUUUAGUACAGUUUGAAGUUCAAACCUUGUGGAUAAUAAUUCAAGCUUCCAUUUUUUCAAUGUUCGGAGACAAGCUAGUGUCUCUAAUUCAUGGAUUGAAUAGUUUUGUUCACUGGCUGUAAAUGUUCGAGAAAUAUAUUUACAUAAUUUCUUAGAAUAUUUAUCACUGUUGAAAGAGACUGAUGAUUGAGAAUAUGAAGAUCCAAUAAUAUUGUUCGUAGACUGGUAAUCUUUAGGCUUUUGGCCAGAGACAAGAGACAGUAGCCUCAUUAUUUUCAAUUUUGAUAUUACCAAAAUUGUCCAUUUGUAAUAAUUCUUUGCCAUUUUGUAUUGCUAACAUGCACCCUGCCCAAGUAUCCUUGGAGGCAUCCGUUUGAAUUAUUAGAAAUGAUUUUCACAAGGGUUAUAUAGUUUUGGUAAAUGCUGACAUUUUUCCUUCAUCAAUAAAACUAUUUUUGUAUCUUGAUCAUUCCACGACCAAGGGAUUUUGUCGGAAAUCUUUUCUGUAAAUGUUUUCUUUCUUUUGCUAAAUCUUUUAAAAAUCCUUGUUCACUAAUAUAAUUUAAACAUCCAAGAAAACGUUGAUUUUUUUUUCAAGUUGGUUUAGGAAUUUAUCAAUAUUUUCUUUUGUAUUAACGUGUUGUAUUAUCAAUCUUUGCUUAUUAUUAACGUUUCUUCAUUCAUUUGUAAUAUUUUUCAACAUCAUGUUCAAUAUUUUUACUUGUGAGCUAUUAUUAAUCAAUAGUAUGACUGAACGUGUAAAAUUAACAAUGCGUGUUCAUUAUUAACGUUUUUUCACCAUUAGUGAUAUGUUGAACGUCAUUAUCAAUUUUUUUGUACUUCUUUAUUAUAAAUUUGUCGGCAGAAAUACCAUGUACUAUUAUUAAUCUGUGAUCAUUAUUAACAUUUCUUCAUACAUUAUUAAUAUUUACCGUGACACUACAACCACUUUAAUUUUUUCCCCGAUUACUAUACGGGCAUUAUAAACAAUUUAUUUCAUUAUUAAAUUUGUUGUUCAUGUUUGGAACUUUUCAAAUGACAUUAUCAAUCAAUCAUGUAUGCUAGUUAUUAGGCUGAAUCAAUCAGAGUUACUAUACGUGCUCCCUUGACACAAACCGACAAUUAAUCCACAUUGAUUCAUCUGUUGGAAUAGUCACAUGCAUUGCUGCAAUUAUUAAGGAUACUUUGGUUAGUACUAGCCAGAUUAUCUAUUUAUAUUAGCAAUAUUAUCAACUGAUUUACACGCAUUAUCAACUACAAUGUCCACGACUAGUACAUCUGUAGCAGCAUUCGGAGACUCAUCGUGCUCAAUUCCUACUUUUGAAAUAUGAAGAGUCAAAUACACAAUGCAUUUUUCUGUUGCUUUUCAUAUAUUUACAAAACACAACCCACCUUCAAUUCCCUCAAUUUCUUCUUCACUUCUCGCGAAGUUGUGUUCAACAUCUUGCCCUUCGAAGUAUGCAUCAUUUAGUAUAUUUCUUUAUCAACAAAGUUAUUAACAUUUUAUAGUAACAAUCGUAAUAAUUUCCAACCAGGUGGUCAAACCGAAUUAGCUAUUUCAAUAUUCAUUUUCUUGCCCGAAAACGAAAAAUAGUUUUAAUGUUUUUAUUUGUGUCAAUAUUUUUGAUAUCGUUAUUAAAAAAUAAAAUUUACAAUUGUAACAAUCAUAAACCACAUUAUCAACCUAUAUUAUUGUACAUUAUCAUCUGACCACACAAUUAAUAUUACUUAUAUUAUUGCAAUUAUUAACCAAUAACGUCAUCGCUGUGACAAUGCGAUCACCGGUAAAAAUCAAUUUUUUCCAUCUUUUAUUAACAUUUCCAAACAACGUUAUUAAAAUCAGCAUCAACAAAAUUGACCCGAUAUCUUUAAUCCCUGUUGACAUUAUUAAACAAUGUUAUUACUUGAUUUAUUAACGGGGAACCUUUAAUGUGAUGUUUCCAUCAACCUUCUUAACAAAUUCAAGUUACACUAUUUUAUAAUAUUCAACAACGUUACCAAAACAUCUUAUUACACCUUACUAACUGGCUAUGAGGCAAUUAUUAACUAGUAACUACAUAUAUAUGACAACGACAUCACCAGUUAGGAACCUAGAAAUAGGGUUGUUCUUAUGUCAUUGAGACCACAGUUAGGAAGUAUCGUGAAAAUGAAUUUGUGACUCGAUUUAUUACUAGAUUGAAUGAGUCGUAUGGAGGAGUUAAGACCAACCUGCUGAUGAUGAUUCCACUACCAGCUAUGGAAACUGGGUUCCAUUAUGCCAUUCAACAUGAAGACAGCUUGGCAAACCUAGUAAGGAAUCUCAGGUGGAUUCAGUUGCAUUGUUGGAUGCUAAUCAAUCAAAGGGGAAGGAGAAUGUUAAGGGUAGUCAGGCUCCUUUGUUAUGCAGCUACUGUAAGAAAGAUAACCAUGUUAUAACUAAUUGCUAUAAGUUGAAAAGAAAGAACAAAGAAACUGGAUCCUCCUCUAGUUUUGGAGCUACUGCAACAAGGAUAACCAUGUUAUACUUAAUUGGUGAACUCAGUCAGCAGACACCUAUAAGUGAAUCCCAACUUUGCAGGUAAAUUCAUUCUUACCUCAUAUUUCUAGCAACACCCAUUGGAAUUAGUAAAUGUGUGGUUCUUACAUACAGGGGCUACAAAUCAUGUUACUUGUUAAAAAUCUAGUUUCAUUAGAUGUCAUCCCAUUUAGAAUGUGUUCAUCACACUACCAAAUCGGUCCAAAACUCCUACUCAUUCAGGAACAGUUAGAUUAACUCCCAACCUGAUUAUUCAUAGAGUCUUACUUGUUCCCACCUUUUCCUUUAAUCUCAUCUCAAUAAGUAGACUCACUCAAUCCCUACCAGUUAUACUCACCUUUAAGUUCACCAUUUGUUCUAUCCAGGACCUUCUGACAGUGAAAACGAUUGGUUUUGAGCAAGAUACUAGGGGUCUUUAUCAGCUCAUACCUACAACCACAGAAGCAACACUUAUUCAUGUCAAUUCCCUCAAGACUCAAAAUUUAACACCUCGAUCCUUUGAUCUAUGGCACUAGCGACUUGGACUUCCUUCUGAAGUAAGAACUAAAGAGUUAAAGAGAGUAGUUCCUGGUAUAGAUCUCAAUUUUGUUCGCCAUUGUGAUGUUUGUCCUCUUUCCAAGCAAAAACGUCUUUCCUUUUCUUCAAGCCAUUCAAUGGCAAAAGAUAUUUUAGAGCUCACACAUGUUGAUAUUUGGGGCCCUUUGGUUGUUUCUAGCUACAAUGCUAAAAAUAGGGUAUUGUCUCUUUCUAGUAAAUAGAAUCAUUCCAAUCAUAUCAUGACGGUAAAGCAAUGGAAUGAGCAAUCUCAGAUGUCAUUCUUGCAUCAUGAUGCCGAGAACUGUCUGCACUCUCUUUUCCGCAAACUUUGUAGAUGGUAAGAAGAAAGAGUAAGCAGAGAUGGUACCACUAGGAGACAAGAUCAAAUAAAGGAACUGAACUCAAAGCUGGGGAAGUAAUGAAGGGUAAAUAGCGUAGAAGAGGGCGUCGUUAGCAGGCGUCACAGAUAUUGACAAAGAGAGUUUGACUUCUAGGGGUUAGAAGCUUACUUGAGUGUGUAGCAGGGUUUAAGUGAAAUGAAAUGGUUGCCACUAGUCGAGUUCUGGUACAAUCCUAAUUAACAUACUACAAAAAAAACUACCCCAUAUGAAAUCUCAUAUGUAAGUAGUAGAAACCAGUGGCGUUCCAGUAUCCGCCAGUGAAAAAAGAAAAUGAUUGGAAACUCAAAUAAAAAAUAGACCGCUUAUUUUAUCGCAUAUGGCACCCCCUCCUUAAUGCGUCGAAGAGAAAUUUAGAUAUAUACACGGUCAUGGUAUCCCGGACUGUGUUCCGGAAAAAGUGGCCUACUUGAAAGAAAGAGUGGGCACUCUCUUGUUUCAACCCCACUAUACUAUUCAAAGUUGUGGGGCACUGUGUACUUACAGCCUCUACGAGGGCUGGUUUCCGAGUUAGAGUCUGAAUCAUUGCAUAACUUCCUGAAGUUAUGCGGGGACAUCCUAUAUUGCUGAAUAGAGCGCCUACUCUACAUAGAUUAGGUAUACAGGCAUUCCAACCUAUUUUAGUGGAAGGGCGUGCUAUUUGUUUACAUCCAUUAGUUUGUAAGGGAUUCAAUGCGGACUUUGAUGGGGAUCAAAUGGCUGUUCAUGUACCUUUAUCGCUGGAGGCUCAAGCGGAGGCUCGUUUACUUAUGUUUUCUCAUAUGAAUCUCUUGUCUCCAGCUAUUGGAGAUCCCAUUUCAAUACCAACUCAAGAUAUGCUUAUUGGGCUCUAUAUAUUAACAAGCGGGAAUCGUCGAGGGAUUGGUGCAAAUAGGUAUAAUCCGUGUAAUCGCAGAAAUUCUCAAAAUGAACGAAUUCUCACGAAUAACAAUAAGUAUACGAAAGAACCGUUGUUUUGUAAUUCCUAUGAUGCAAUUGGAGCUUAUCGGCAGAAAAGAAUCAAACUAGAUAGUCCUUUGUGGCUCCGGUGGCAACUAGAUCAACGCGUUAUUGUUUCAAGCGAAGCUCCUAUCGAAGUUCACUAUGAUUCUUUGGGUACUUAUUAUGAGAUUUAUGGGCACUAUCUAAUAGUAGGAAAUAUAAAAAAAGAAAUUGUUUGUAUAUACAUCCGAACCACUAUUGGUCAUAUUUGUCUUUAUCGAGAAAUUGAAGAAGCUAUACAGGGGUUUUGCCAAGCCUGUUCAGAUGGUACCUAAUCCAAUCAUAGAGAUCUAUGUUAAGUAAUUUUAGCAGACCGGUGUGAAUUCUGAUCUCCUCGGUUCGGCUAGGACCAUAGUUCUGAAAUUCCUGAAUUUCUAUGCGAAUCAAGAUCGAGAAAAGGA
Molecule: messenger RNA, 21547 nt
Organism: Linum trigynum
Lineage: Eukaryota; Viridiplantae; Streptophyta; Magnoliopsida; Malpighiales; Linaceae
Source: the annotation of a GenBank genome assembly